AUAUUUAUACCAGUUCGUUUCAGUUCAACCAUCAAUGCCUGAUGGAUCAGAUGCAGAGUACGCUGCCAACAAAGACUCAUCUGAUGAUGAAUGCGGCCGCGCUAAAAAACACAAUAGAAAGUGCAAGGCUGAUGACAGUAGCUCAAAAAGGGUCUAGAACAACCUUCCAUACAGCCCACAGAACCCCAUAUAUGUGCUGGGGAAGAUCAGGCCUAAGAAAGAACAAUCCGUGUGCUGCCUGCAAAUGCCCUGAAUGUGGCAAGCCUUGCCGGAUCUUUGACCAGAAAGAUCUUUCCGAUCGGUUGCACUGUAGGGGCCUCAGUAUCUCAAAAUGGAGUCUAAUGGAGAUGCUACCAUCAGAUCAAAUGCUAAAACAUCAUCAUAUUCACAACGUCCUCUUCGAUUUCGAAAUGCUCCUACCACGGAAGAGACACAUUCGAGUGUGCCCUAAUUGUAAAAGACCGUUCAGGGCUGCAGAAAUUCAAGCUCCAAAUAUAAGGUGUCUGUUUUCAAGUACUGGACAAUCUCCAAUGAAUUGUCAAGAUCUCCCUACUUCCUGUGAUAUUCAAGAGAUGUUCCGGUGA
Andrographis paniculata is the source of this 584-nucleotide messenger RNA. RefSeq lists its product as uncharacterized. The coding region runs from base 42 to 584 and encodes 180 amino acids. The transcript has 4 exons. The record is from RefSeq and is a predicted model, not a curated record. Lineage: Eukaryota; Viridiplantae; Streptophyta; Magnoliopsida; Lamiales; Acanthaceae.